Aureobasidium pullulans EXF-150 is the source of this 534-nucleotide messenger RNA. RefSeq lists its product as uncharacterized. The annotation marks the transcript as partial. The record is from RefSeq and is a predicted model, not a curated record. The transcript has 3 exons. Lineage: Eukaryota; Fungi; Ascomycota; Dothideomycetes; Dothideales; Saccotheciaceae.
GGUUUCGUUACUGGUGGCGUUGCAGGCGUCAUCAGAAAUUCUCCCCCUCUUCUAUUUGCUCUUGGAUCCAGCAUUCAAUGGUUCGGUCUGGGCACUACAUUUUGGGGUACCAGAAGCUUCAUCUUCCAAGCAUGGGAUACUGGCAAAGGCCUGACCAGAAGUGACAAAGUCUCUGCUAGCACCAUCGCUGGCGGUGUGGCUGGUAGUGGUGUUGGUCUUCUCACUCGCGGCCCUCGGAACGCCAUCCCUGGUGCUAUCAUGUUCUCUCUCUUCGGUUUCCUUGGCCAGACUGUAUCGAACAGAUUCGACAAGUCCGAUAUGCCAGUCUCGGACGAACCCCAACUAAAUUUCUGGCAAAGGUUUGCAAGCCUGAAGUGGAUGCCUGUUACUGUCCUCAACGAUGGCGAGUACGAGAACAUGUUGCGCGAAAGACAGCUCAAACUGGAAGCCGAGAUUGCUCUUGUGGAUGAGCGCAUCGAAGCUUUGAAAGCACAGAAUGCUCAAGCCGUUCCUGCCAAGACUUCUGCUUCAUGA